Molecule: messenger RNA, 387 nt
Organism: Neltuma alba
Lineage: Eukaryota; Viridiplantae; Streptophyta; Magnoliopsida; Fabales; Fabaceae
Product: sericin-1-like
Exons: 1
Source: RefSeq, a predicted model, not a curated record
UGUGAUGGCGGUGGUGGUAGUGGUCAUAGUAGUAGUAGUAGUAGUAAUAAUAGUGGUAGUAAUCGUGGUAGCGGUAGUGGCCGUAGUAGUAGUAAUAGUAGUCGUAAUAAUGGUAGUGGUAGUGGUAGCAGCAGCAGCAGGGGUCGUAGCAGUAAUAGGGGUAGUAGUAGUAGUAGGAGUGGUAGUAGUGGUAGUGGUGGUGGUAGUAGUGGUAGUGGUGGUGGUAGUGGUCGUGGUGGUGGUGGUGGUAGUGAUGGUGGUAGUGGUGGUAGUGGUGGUCAUAGUAAUAGUAGUGGUAGUAGUCGUAGUGGUGGUGGUAGUAGUAGUAGUAAGCAUCGUGAACACCCAAUUUUUUCUAGGCCCAUAAGAAAUAUUAAAUAUAAAUGA